AUGAUUACUCAUUUCUUCACAGUCUGUUGUGUCAUUCCAACCAUGAGACCCAUCUUUCAAGCAUAUUCAAUGAUCUUCAUACUAGGCAACAUGGUGGCUUGUCAGUCACAGUCAUCUGGUGGGAAAGAUGCCAUCAACACCACAAUAAUCAACUUCAAUAACGAGAAGAUGCAGAUCACAUGGGCAACAAGAGAGCUUUUUCCCAAUGAGAACGUGUCAUUUUUUUACACAUUUGGAGAAGGCAAAAACAAGGUUUGGAAGCCAUGUACCACUUAUUUAUUGGAUCAAGAUUAUAAUUCUGGAUGUCUUUUUAAGACAGAAGGACCUACCCUCGCCAUUUCUAUCAGGAACAGCAAUGGAAGUGAAGAGAUCUUUUCUAAAAAUCUAAAAUCUGAUUUUUACAUAAAGCCCAGACCACCAGAAAAUGUGACCUUCUUCUGGGAAGAGGACACUGUUACUGUAAGCUGUAAUAAACCAGAGAGAAAUGCAUGGUGCUUGAGAUUUGAGCUGCAAUACAAAAGCAAGUUUGACAAGGAGUGGCAAUCCAGAACUUCUAAGUGCUGCAGUGUUGGAGAGCAAGGCUUUGAUCCAAGGAAGUGCUACUCUUUCCGGGUCAGGCUGAGGAGGCUGGUACCAUACUGCAACGUAGUUAAAUACAGCAGUGACUGGGCAGCUGAAACGUUUUGGAUGAAUGGCACAUUAUUAGAUUCAUGUGAUGAUGAUAUAACUCCUCAGUCAAAGACAGUAAUUAUUUUAAGUUGUUCGCUGGCAGUACUCUUAAUGAUGCUUAUCCUCCUGAUCCUUCUGUGUAAAUGGCAGAGGGUUCAGAUGUCAGUCCUGCCUGCUAUACCAGACCCAAAAUACCCAUUUGCUGAUCUCUUUAAUGAUCAUAAUGGAAACUUACAGGAAUGGCUAGACAAAAAUGACCAUGUGGUGUUGCAAACCAAGCUGGAAUAUGAAGAACCAGAGUCCAUCACUGAGGCAGAAAGCCAGCAAGAGGAUGGGAAGAACAGUGACAAACAGGGGCCUUUGGAAAAGAUCUUCACUUUUUCAGGAGCAGCUGAAAAUAAUGAUGGCAAAGCAACUGAGACUGCCUGCCUGAUACCAGCACCCAACACUACAGCUCCUUUCGCUGGCUUCCAUAUUUUAAUGAACGAUGACAUGUAUGUGAUGUUAUAA
Molecule: messenger RNA, 1179 nt
Organism: Onychostruthus taczanowskii (white-rumped snowfinch)
Lineage: Eukaryota; Metazoa; Chordata; Aves; Passeriformes; Passeridae
Gene: CRLF2
Product: cytokine receptor like factor 2
Exons: 8
Coding region: 1-1179 (392 amino acids)
Biological process (GO): cytokine-mediated signaling pathway
Cellular component (GO): external side of plasma membrane
Molecular function (GO): cytokine receptor activity; protein binding
Source: RefSeq, a predicted model, not a curated record